Bufo gargarizans (Asiatic toad) is the source of this 3374-nucleotide messenger RNA. RefSeq names its product doublecortin like kinase 1 (gene DCLK1). NCBI's taxonomy places the organism in Eukaryota, Metazoa, Chordata, Amphibia, Anura, Bufonidae. The record is from RefSeq and is a predicted model, not a curated record. The transcript has 18 exons. Gene Ontology annotation, molecular function: microtubule binding; ATP binding; protein kinase activity. Gene Ontology annotation, biological process: protein phosphorylation; retina development in camera-type eye; axoneme assembly. Bases 136 to 2325 code for a protein of 729 amino acids. Gene Ontology annotation, cellular component: axoneme; neuron projection.
GCAGCUGCAGCCCAGACUCAGCACCUCGGCGCCGGGAGUCAGUCAGGGGCAGCACAUCCCUAACAAAGACACAAUACCCUGCUCCACACUCACCCAGGACCACCUACCCAGCAGCAGCACAGAAGACUCUCUACAAUGUCCUUGGGGAGAGACAUGGAGCUUGAACAUUUCGAUGAGCGCGAUAAAGCGCAAAGGUACAGCAGAAGUUCUCGAGCCAAUGGACUACCAAGUCCAACUCAUAGUGCCCACUGCAGCUUUUACCGAACCCGUACUCUGCAGACCCUGAGUUCAGAGAAGAAGGCCAAGAAAGUCAGAUUCUAUCGAAAUGGUGACCGAUAUUUUAAAGGGAUUGUCUAUGCCAUUUCCCCUGAUCGAUACCGAUCUUUUGAGGCUCUCCUGGCUGAUUUGACCAGAACUCUUUCUGAUAAUGUGAAUCUACCCCAGGGAGUGAGAACUAUCUACACAGUGGACGGAAUCAGGAAGAUCAUUUCCAUGGAUCAGCUGACUGAAGGUGAAAGUUAUGUUUGUGGAUCUAUUGAGCCAUUUAAAAAACUGGAGUACACAAAGAAUGUCAACCCUAACUGGUCUGUGAAUGUGAAGACAACUGCUAGCCCCCGUUCAGUGCAACCUCUGGCCACUCCAAAGCCUAGCACCUCAGAUGGAAGAGAGGGCAAAGAUUUCAUAAGGCCAAAGCUCGUCACAAUCAUCAGGAGCGGCGUGAAACCACGUAAAGCCGUCCGCAUUCUCCUGAACAAGAAAACAGCCCAUUCAUUUGACCAAGUGCUCACUGAUAUAACUGACGCCAUAAAACUGGAUUCUGGGGUGGUGAAGCGUCUCUAUACACUGGAUGGAAAACAGGUGAUGUGCCUUCAGGAUUUCUUUGGUGACGAUGACAUUUUUAUUGCUUGUGGACCUGAAAAGUUCCGUUACCAAGAUGACUUCUUACUGGAUGAGAGCGAAUGUCGGGUUGUGAAAUCUACUUCUUACACCAAGCUUCCUAACAUACCACGCAGAAGUACAACUAAGAGUCCAGGACCUUCCCGGCGAAGCAAGUCCCCUGCAUCGACCAGUUCAGUCAAUGGAACCCCAGGGAGCCAGCUUUCCACUCCUCGCUCGGGGAAAUCGCCAAGCCCAUCACCGACCAGCCCAGGAAGUCUGCGGAAACAGAGGGGCUCUCAGCACAGUGGCUCCUCUACCUCAUUAGCUUCCACCAAAGUAUGCAGCUCCAUGGAUGAGGGUGACCUCUUAGUGGAAGAUAUUAUGGAUGAAGAAUUCCAGGUACCAGUGUCUAUAGCAGAGAGAUACAAAGUUGGAAGAACCAUAGGAGAUGGAAAUUUUGCCAUAGUUAAAGAAUGUAUAGAAAGGUCAACUGGCAGAGAAUAUGCACUGAAAAUCAUCAAUAAAAGCAAGUGCCGAGGAAAGGAGCACAUGAUCCAAAAUGAGGUCUCCAUCCUGAGAAGAGUGAAGCAUCCCAACAUUGUCCUGCUCAUUGAGGAGAUGGACAUGCCCAACGAGCUGUAUCUUGUGAUGGAACUUGUUAAGGGAGGGGAUCUGUUCGAUGCUAUUACCUCUACUAACAAGUACACAGAGCGGGAUGCCAACGGCAUGCUGUAUAACUUAAUGAGCGCCAUCAAAUAUCUGCACAGCUUGAACAUUGUCCAUAGGGAUAUCAAACCCGAGAACCUGUUGGUGUAUGAGCACCAGGAUGGGAGUAAAUCUUUGAAGCUUGGAGACUUUGGACUGGCCACAGUGGUUGAUGGACCUCUUUACACUGUGUGUGGAACCCCAACAUAUGUAGCACCAGAAAUCAUUGCAGAGACUGGCUAUGGCUUAAAAGUGGACAUCUGGGCAGCAGGUGUAAUUACUUACAUCUUACUUUGUGGAUUUCCUCCGUUCCGUGGAAGUGGAGAUGACCAGGAAGUACUUUUUGAUCAAAUCCUAAUGGGCCAAGUGGAUUUCCCAUCACCUUACUGGGAUAAUGUUUCUGAAUCUGCCAAGGGGCUGAUCACCAGGAUGCUGCAGGUAGAUGUAGACCAGAGGUAUUCUGCUCUUCAGGUUCUGGAACAUCCAUGGGUCAAUGAUGAUGGUCUGCCUGAAAAUGAAUACCCAUUAUCAGUGGCUGGAAAGAUAAAGAAACACUUCAACACGGGUCCAAAACCGAACAGCACCACUGCUGGAGUGUCCGUCAUCGCACUGGACCACGGUUUUUCCAUCAAGAGAUCAGGGUCUUUGGACUACUACCAACAGCCAGGAAUGUAUUGGAUAAGACCACCGCUCUUGAUAAGGAGAGGCAGGUUUUCAGACGAAGACGCAACCAGGAUGUGAUGAGACGAUUCAUGCCCCAGCCAGCUGCACCUGAACUCACUUCAGAGUCAGAGGACUAUUCACCAAGUUCAUCUGAGACUGUUCGCUCGCCUAACUCACCCUUUUAAGGAAACACUUUAAGUCUUGGCUUAACCCUUCGAGACUUCAGAAUGAGAACAAGAAACACUUCUGGAAAUCUGUUAUGGACGUAACCUCUCUUGAUUAUAAUUCUAGGUUUGAAAGAACAAAUAGCAGGGGUGAAAAUAUGACAUUGAGGACAUCUUUGUCCCAAUGGGGUAAAUACUUGUAAUAUCUUCUUAUGAAUGACUGAUUUAUGAAUGAAUAUAAGGCUGCUGUCUGUUGAGGAGGUGUUGAUGGGUUUACGUUUGCAUUGAUGACCACAUACAGCAACCAUGCAGAUUAUUAUGGGUAUAUCAUAACUUGUUUAGCCCGGAAUCAAUAGUAAAUAUACUGAUUGUAACUGAAAUAUAGGAGAAUGAUAGAAUAACAUUAUUGUGAAUUAUUAUAUGUAAUUUGAAGCACAGUCACAUUAUGGUGGACAAUCUCUCACCCUAAUGUUUCCGAACACCUGUCUGCGGGGCCUUUAAUAGGCCAAGUCAUGAGUGUAUGCCUACAUUAGCACAGAUGCAUGAGAAAGAACAUAGGGAUUGCUACAAGUAUGGACUGAUUGAGUCAGUCCUAACGUCAAUUCAGUCCAUGUUCCUAUCACUUCCAUUCAUUUCCCAUGGGGCCCAGCAGAAAAUUUGCAGAGAGUGGAUGUAUUAAUAAAACCUUGUAGAAAUCCAGAAAAUUAAAAUCUACAUCGUACAAAAGCCAAAAUGACCAGUUAGUGGUUGUCUGUAAGCAUAUGUAGUCAUAAUGGAUGUCUUGGAUGCCGAUGCGUGAGCGACGUAUGUCCUUCUUGCCUGUCUUUCCACGUCUGUCAUACUCCACCAAGAAAAAAUAAAUUCAGAUUUUUUUUUUCUCGUUUGUCAUUUUAAAAUUAAAAUUUUAAUCCUCCGUCAUUGUUUUCAGAUUUACUUUGAUCAUAACCCAUUUCUUCACUUUCA